Drosophila navojoa is the source of this 372-nucleotide messenger RNA. Its product is annotated as large ribosomal subunit protein eL15. The record is from RefSeq and is a predicted model, not a curated record. Gene Ontology annotation, molecular function: structural constituent of ribosome. NCBI's taxonomy places the organism in Eukaryota, Metazoa, Arthropoda, Insecta, Diptera, Drosophilidae. Gene Ontology annotation, biological process: translation. Gene Ontology annotation, cellular component: ribosome.
AUGCGUUACUAUAUACGGAUUCGCGUUUGGCUAUGCACCCCGUCGCUGAAGCUGAGGUGUGCGCACGGACUGUGUUAUCCACAGAAGACUUUGGAUGAUAGCUCCCAUGUCGUCUUCCGGAUUCGAAUUCGUGGAGCCCGUAGGCAUGCAGCGCACGCCAAGAAUCAUAAAUGUUCGCGUAGCCUUGGCAACACUCGGCGUCACUUUCCAAUACUGCAGCGCAUCAUUGAGGAGCGCAUUCGCCGUCCAAUUAACGCAUUACGUCUGGUCAAUGCGCAGUGGAUCGUUGGGGAGGACAAUCACCAUUAUUACGAAAUUAUUCUAAUCGAUCUCAAUGCCAACAGGAAUCGCAAGGCCUACCAGAAGAAAUGA